AUCUUACAAAUAUUCCGCUUGUGCUCAACACCAGUGCAGGCCCAGUGGAAAUCAAAGACACUGCAGUUACAACAGGUGAGCUUUGUCAUUCUCUGCUCCUGACUUUGACUCCCCUGGGUCAAGUGGAAUCUCCUGCUGACAGGAAAGCCUCCUCCCAGCAGCACCCCAUCAGCAGCACUUAUGCACCACAACAGAGCUGCCCUCCAGAAAUAUGACUCCCAUGCAGUUCUGCAGAUCUCCAAAUGGGAGCCCUGCGAGAGGGAUGCUGCCACCCCAUGUACCGAGGGAACCUAUGGAACCUGGAGCCCAUCUCCCUCCAUUCUUCCAUCAUGCUGGAAUCCCUAUGGUUAAAGGGAAGUAUAACUAACCCAGUCAGGAUGCCAAUCCAUCCAUAUUAUCCAUGCAUUAUUGGGGCCUCCUGGCAAGGUAAGGGAACAUUAUUGAUCCCAGCCCAGGAUCCCAACCAACCCAUGUCCUCUAUACAGGUGUUACAUUCAUUCAGUUUUUCAUCAACAUUUUCAUUCAUUCCUUCAAAAUUGUCCUGAGGGGCUGGGGCUUACCUCAGUAGAUGUCAUCAAUGUUGAAGGCCAGCGAGACCUCAGAUCAUCUUUAAGAGAUCAAUUCUGCUACUAGCCUUGGUACAUGUUGACUAGAAUUAUUCUGAGAAGCCGUACUGUCCUCUAGAAAUUCAUUGAGACCACAAAACAAAAUUUUGCAGUUUUCAACAUUCAGCGCUGAUUGGUUGUGAAUCAGGAAAACGUCCACUAUAAGCCACAAGUGUGCAAAACUAGUAAUUUACAUAAUUUUAUAGACAUGAGCUAAUCUUUGACCACUAACUACAGUAAAUCAGCACCAUUUGAUGCCCCUUUUAGGUUCAGGCUCAAAACUGUAUUUAUUUUACUGUAACAGUUACUGGCAAGUAUCAGAAAAUAUUUAGUUUGACUAAAUAAUGUACAUUUUGUGUUUCCUCCCUGCCAGUGUGUACCUCGGAAGGCAGCAACAUGCAGUGCAGGUGUGAAGAUGGCUACAGUUGGACUGCUGACCAGUGCCUCUCAUAUGAAUCAUGUCCAGGCAGCAACAUCUGCAGCUGCAUCAAACUUCUGAACUCCAGUGGGCCAUAUUGCCAGAAACUGCUUCCAAGUGACCUGUGCAAUAUAAAUUCUGCUCGGUCAAAUCUCACUACACAACUUGAAUGUCCUCCUGGUCAAAAUGGAGCUAUCAUUAAAAAGUGCAAUGAUGGGAUUUGGGAAACGGUGACAGACAGCUGCAUUUUGUCCCAAGUACAGGAUCUUCUGAUCUCAUCGCAGGAUUUAAAAAGUGGAAACAUUUCAACAUCUUUGUUAAAUCAGUUUGUUGAGAAAGUGAAUUCCAUUGCCUCAUCAUUUAAAAGCAACAUUACACAGUCUCCGGCAGCCAUUUCUACUCUGGUUGAUAUCCUGAGCACCAUUUCAGCUGCAUCAAUAAAUAAAACCAUAUCACCCAAUGUACUACAGGGCUUUUUUGGCACUGUAGACAUUUUAAUUAGCCAAGAAUCCCUUACAUCAUGGAAUUCUUUGAACCAAAAUACAUCCGAGACAAAAAGUUCAUCUUUGUUGCAGUCUGUGGAAAGUUUUUCUAGAUCACUUUCCACAAAUUCUUCUUUCAGCUUUAUUUCUCAAAGUAUUGAUUUGAGAGCAAACCUAGUCAAUAAUAAAAGUUACAGUGAAACAUUUCAGAAUUUCCCCGCUGCUGGAGGUGUAAUCAUACCAGAACCGGCUUUGGUUCAGCUGCCUCGCAGUGCAGCCAUUGUCAGCAUUGCUUACCUCACCCUUUCACAAAUACUUCCAAACAGGAGCAGCAUCAACUCCUCUGUGAACAGCAUCAUCAUGACCACCACAGUUACAAAUGGCAAUAUUUAUAACAUUUCAUUAACUUUCCAAAAAAGCCAGGAGUCAUGGGUUGAUCCACUUUGUGUCUUUUGGAAUUUUUCCCUUUUCAAUAAUAAUGGUGGAUGGGAUACUUCAGGCUGUAAGGCACAAUCUUUGGGAAACAGCAUUGUGUGUGUCUGUGAACAUUUGACAACUUUCUCAGUCUUGAUGUCACCUGAAACGGACUUCUCUUCUCCAGUACUGGAUAACAUUACUUAUGUUGGCCUUGCUAUUUCGAUGGCUAGUCUGAUUUUAUGUCUCAUCAUUGAAGGAAUUGUUUGGCACUACGUAACUAAAAAUAAAACCUCCUAUAUCCGCCAUACUUCCAUCAUCAAUAUUGCUUUCUCUCUGCUAUUGGCGGAUAUUUGGUUUAUCAUUGGGGCUGCCAUUGACAAGAGUAUACCUGCAUGCAUCGCAGUCACCUUUUUUACACACUUUUUCUAUUUGUCCUUAUUUUUUUGGAUGUUAUCAUUAGCACUUCUUCUUCUCUUCCGUAUAGUAAUGGUUUUUAAAGACAUACCAAAAUCCCACAUGAUGGCAAUUGCUUUCUCUCUUGGAUAUGGAUGCCCUCUUAUUAUAGCUGUUGUCACAGUAGCAGUUACUUUUCCAAAGGACCAGUAUAAAAGAAGCAAUGCUUGUUGGCUCAGCUGGGAAAAUUCAAUGGCUCUCCUGGCAUUUGUUAUACCUGCCUUGAUUAUCAUUGCCUUUAACCUGAUUACUCUGUGUGUGGUUAUCUUCAUGCUACUGAGGCGCACGGUUGGAGACAAUCCAAAAUCAAAUGAAAGAAACACACUAAAAGUUGUAGCUCGGAGUAUUGGAAUUUUAACACCCCUUUUGGGACUUACAUGGGGAUUUGGUAUUGGAACAGUUGUUGCCCCGAACAACAUAGGAAUCAAUAUGGUAUUUACGAUACUCAACGCUCUGCAGGGAUUCUUUAUACUAAUCUUUGGGAGUUUGCUGGAUUCAAAGGUGCGGAAUGCCUUAUUAAGAACAUUCUCAUUACAAAAAUGGACUUCACAGCAAACACGGACUGUAUCAAGCUACAAGAAUAUAUCAAAGUCAACAAAGAAAUUCUGAGGCAAAUGCUGAAACCUUUCAUGAUUUCAGGAUUUUAUAAGGGACCUGCAUCAUGGAAAAGAACAUUUACAGAAAAAACAUACAGAUUUUUUUUUACAAUUAACCAUUUCUAUUAUUUAUGAAAAACAAAUGUGAUACUGAGUUAAAUAUGCAAACAUAGUUGUGAAAGACACCUACAGUGUUUUUACUUAUAAAGACAGUGAUGAGUAAACUAUGUCCAACAGGUAAAAUUAAAGACUCAACAGAUUUAAAAUCUUUUACUAUGUCUUUUUGCACCAACCCCACACAAAUCUUCGAUUUCACCUAGCAGCAGAGUUCAUAAAGAACUGACGGCUGUGAAAGAAUCACAAACAUACUCAAAAACAAGCAAGGAAAAACGAAGUAUAAAUUGUCUCUUCAGAUGGAGCUCAAGAAUGAACUGAUUAACAAUGAACACAAUGGCGGCUAUAUAGAGUUAUGACAGGAAGGGGUGUGUCCAGGAGACUGGACUGGAAGUGAGGUCAUCAGGCAGGCUUUCCUUCACUACGUCUUCAGAGGAGGAAGGAGAGAAAAUGUCAGGUGACAACACCAACCCCUGGUCUGGCGGACAAUUACAAUUAUUGAAGCACAUAAACUGUUUCCCAUGUGCAGGUGUGUGUCACAACAUAGUACAGUUUAGAAAAUCACAAGAUCUACUAGACCAAUGAGUAUUAGGGGGUCUGCAGAUUUCUGUCAAGUCACCAGCAUUAUCUCAGCUCCAGUAGCGAGCUAUAGGGUCACUACCCAUAAGCCCACAAUGUGGCAAAGCCACUGCAUGUAGCCCUGGAUACAGAAGGACACCAGAGGACUAACAAUGAAUUGAAAAACUACAGGAAAGAAACUCAUGCUGGAGACGCCGCAGUCCAAGUCAUUACAGAGGUCUGAAAAACAACGCACAUAAUUACACUUGUAUUGAGCUGGAGUAAAAUCUAUUGAUAAUUUACAAGUGUUAUAUUAAAAAAAAAAUCAUUUCUAGAAAUAGCAGUUUAUUAAUAAAUAAAUUGUUAAAAUGAUAAAUUUUGAAAAGAAAUAUUUUAUUCUAACUACCACUUAUGGAAAACUUAUAAGUACACAAAAUUCUUCAUGUUAAAGUGUUUGUUGUAUUGGAAUGCUGAAUGCUGUUUAAUUACAUUUCCCACAAACAUUUUAAGAUUAUUUGCUGUCAUGCAUUGCAGAGAUAGAAUUCAAUGAGCUCAAUGAGUACAAAACUGUAAUAAAGUAAUUUAAAAUGAAAAUGGUAAGAAGUAGUCUGUUUUAUCACAGAAGUUACAUGUUGUGCUGUUUAGUACUCGGUCUUCAGUGGACGUCACUCCUCUUGUUUUGUUUGCUUUUUCUUGUAACAUCUGCCAUUAAAAGAGACAUCUGGUC
Messenger RNA from Polypterus senegalus (gray bichir), 4370 nucleotides. Its product is annotated as adhesion G protein-coupled receptor F5-like. Gene Ontology annotation, biological process: cell surface receptor signaling pathway; G protein-coupled receptor signaling pathway. The transcript has 9 exons. The record is from RefSeq and is a predicted model, not a curated record. Gene Ontology annotation, cellular component: membrane. Gene Ontology annotation, molecular function: G protein-coupled receptor activity. NCBI's taxonomy places the organism in Eukaryota, Metazoa, Chordata, Cladistia, Polypteriformes, Polypteridae. Bases 1002 to 2984 code for a protein of 660 amino acids.